AUGUUUGGAAAAGCACUGCCCUUCGUUCCUCCUGCCACCCUUUUCAUCUCGUCAUGUUUUCUGGACUUUUUAUAUCGCUCAAUCGUCAUACGCUUGGCCAUAUAUACCACUAUCACAGCAGUCGCGUGUCUUGCAAUCAUCAGCCCACCAUUCAACAAUGCUUUGCUCAACUAUUUGACUGGUUUUUUCUCCUUCUGGUACAUCAUCUGGUCCGCCAACAUACUUUUUAUCUAUCGUCCUCUGCAACUACGGCGCCUUAAAAGACAUGGGUCUCCAGCUGAAAUCGCCUACCGUUGGGAAGGGCUGCCACCUCCAUAUACCCAUCGAAGAUUCCAGUGGGCAUGGGACCUUUCGACCAAUUAUCGUGGUAUCGGUUGGGAGCAUACCAUGCCGACGGACGGCUAUCCGCCUCUCAAAACACAUGGCGUGGUUAAGGAUAAGGAUUUCAGUCCUCGUAUACCUCUUAUAUGUAGGCAGGUACGCCGGAUAGUGGUCUCAUAUAUUCUGCUGGACCUUGCUCAGAAUGUAUUGCAUAUGAGUUGGAGAAAUAGCUUGGACUGGGCAAGGGCUAUAGCCGAAAUAAUCGCUACUGGGCUCGCUCUCUUUGGCUUUACUGAUGGGCUUCACGCUUUAGCCACACUCAUCGGCGUUGGUCUACUGGGUGGAGAAGAGUGGAUGUAUCCCGCACUAUUCGGUAGACUGGAAUACUUUAAACAAAUGCGUAUAAAAGAUAUCUGGGGUCGGGUGUGGCACGAUCUGUUUAGAAGCGGGUUCCUCUCGCUCUCCCAAGCCAUUGCGCCCAAGGGCCCGGCUGUGCUGCUGGUUUGCUUUAUCUUAUCCGGCCUUCUCCACGCAGCAGCGUCCUAUUCGGCGUCCCGCGACACCACAGCCACGAUGUGGGUAUUCUUCUUCUUCUGUGCCCAGCCAAUGGGUGUUAUCUUACAGGCGUAUAUCGAUGCCUCGGUUAAAGGCAUUGCUGGCGAACCGAAGUCAAGCCCCAUUGUUCCAAUGGUUCGACGGUUCUUGGUGUUUUUGGCAGGCGUGGUUUUUGUUUACCACACAUUUCCCUGGGCAUGUCGGGACCCUGGGCUGAGAGAGGCUAUCAAUGGAGCGCCUCUUCCUUGGAGUCUCGCUCGUUUACUUUUGGCGUCUUUUUAA
Nannizzia gypsea CBS 118893 is the source of this 1158-nucleotide messenger RNA. RefSeq lists its product as hypothetical. The transcript is spliced from 3 exons. NCBI's taxonomy places the organism in Eukaryota, Fungi, Ascomycota, Eurotiomycetes, Onygenales, Arthrodermataceae. The coding region runs from base 1 to 1158 and encodes 385 amino acids. The record is from RefSeq and is a predicted model, not a curated record.